UUCACGUCGCGGAGAGCGCAUGUCGAGAAUUAAUUGCCUGCUAAUUUUAAUUUAGAAUCGCGUUCAGUUGAACAUUAAGUUAAGCGUAAAACGUGUGUUAAAAUAACUCAAUGCCAUCGUGUGUUAAAGUGACGUUUAUUGAGGAGUUGAUCAUGUGUAAUUGUAAGAUUUCGCGUAAAAGCAGCGCCAGGAAAAAUGCUAAGAAAACGUGCAUGGCGCGAGCUCUAUACGACAAUAUCGCGGAGUCACCAGACGAGCUGGCCUUCCGGCGCGGCGACCUGCUGACCGUCCUCGAGCAAAACACGGGCGGCAGCGAGGGCUGGUGGCUCUGUUCUUUGAGAGGGAGACAGGGAAUAUGCCCGGGCAACCGGCUGCGGAUAGUGGCGGGCGUGUUCGACGCAAGCGCCAUGCAGCGGCGGCGCGCGCGCACGCCCGCGCCUGUUGCGCACCAGCCGUUGCCGGCGCAACAGUCGCCGGCGUUUACCAAAAUCGAAGAAUGUUCACAUUACGACGUACCCCGAGCCCCGAUGCCGGUGCAGCGGAUCGGGAACUACGACUGCCCGCGUCCGAUCGCCGACUGGUACGACGCGCCAAGGGCUCCCCGGCCCGCCAGUGCCGACUCGGCUUGCAGUGGCACUGGCAGCCUCACUUCUGCCACGUCUAGCGCGUCGGCGAAUUCUGGCAGCUCAGUACAUUCUGCCGCGUCGGCGUCGAGCACGUAUGACGUGCCUCGGUCGCGGGCGUUGCCGCUGCCGUGUGACGCGGCGUUGGAAGCUUUAGAACGAUUACAAGAGGAAGCGUCAGCAGCGGUAUCCCGGCUACUAUCCUACGUGACGCCGGGCUGGCGGCGGCGGGGGGCGUUACGCGCGCGGGUGUUAGACGUGCGCGUGGCCGGUGCAAGACUCCGCGCUGCGCUACACGACCUGGCCGUGUUCGCUGACGCUACGCUGGCUAACGCGCAUGAUGCGCAAGACAAAGGUAUCGCAGUAAAGUUAAGACCCCUAGUGAAAGCGCUGAAAGACGCCGAGCGCAUAACGCACGAAGCGACGAGCGCGCUAGACGCCGGCGACUGGGCGCCCGAGCGCCUCGAGCGGGACCGAGAGCCCACGGACGGGACGCAAGACGCGCUCGACCAGCUGGUGGCGUGUGCGCGGUCCUUAACAGAGGACGUGAGGAGAGCAGCCUCGUUUAUCAAUGGAAAUGCGUCGUUACUAUUUAGACGAUCAGCAACAGUCCCAGUGCCGGAACACGAGUGGACCGAGGAAUACGACUAUGUGCGGCUGGAAUCGCGCUCGGCUGUGGGACGGCGGAAUGCGGAGAUUCGCGCCGCCUUGCCUGAUAAGCUACGGGCCUCCUUCGACGCUUUGGUUAGAGACGCUGACCAUGCAGGCGAGGUGAGCGCAGUAGCGGCCGCGACCCGUCUUCCACCCGACGACAGACAGCUAGCAGCGUUCUACGCGGCGCAGACAGCUACAUACGGCGCGCAUCUCGCCACCGCGGUUGAGGCGUUCUUGCGGACUAUUGAGAUGGGCCAGCCGCCCGAUGUGUUCCUUGCACACGGGAAGUUUGUGGUCCUGAGCGCGCAUCGGAUAGUGCACGUUGGGGACACAGUACAUAGGAGCGCCCAACACGCAAGUCUAAAGUCCCGAGCGUUACGCUGUUCCGACGCCCUAUCAGACGCGCUCGCCGCAACCGUCGCCAAAACAAAAGCAGCCGCCCAACAAUUCCCUUGCGCCAGCGCCGUGGCGGAAAUGGCCGAAGCCGCGCGAACGCUCGCGGCCCGAGCUCAGGAUCUCCGUAGAGUACUCGUGCGAGCCGCUGACCCGCCCCCGCACCCCGAUACCCCCCUAACACCGGCCACAGCCGUCGCCCCCUCGGCCCCCACCACACCCCUCACCCCUCUAACGCCCCACAACAACUCCGGCACACCCUCGCUUGCCGCUCUCCAAAUAUAAAACCGACUCCCGCGUCCCACAGACGCUUUACAUUCCCAAAUCGCACCGAUUCACUUCCAGAUCGGGUCCGGUCUGGAAGAACCCCUUGAUGUCUUAUAACAAGUACAGGGUAACCCAGUCCAGAUAUUCGGCGUUUAUCUGGAAUAUUUUCAAAUCGAGAGAAAGUCGUUUUGUGCGCAGGCGCCUUUACAGACGACGUGGACCGUCACCGUCUAGACGCAACGGAGAAGAGAGUACGGCGAGGUGUGGACGGAUUUAUUGAUUGUCGCUAUUUAUACGAUAGUUUAUCGAUGUAUUAUAAGGACGACGCUGAAGUGACAAGAGGCUGGUCACGUCAGCGGAGAAUAUAAAUUAACGUAAACUAGGAUGACCACCGGCUAGAUGGCGCGACGAUCAGCGUAGGGUGGCCGAUGACAGACGUGGCGGACCCGAGACCGGGCCCGCGGACGAAUGUGAGCUAAGAGUAAAUUAUUGAGCUGCUUUCGGCAGCACAUGAGCCUUUUCGCUUGAACGCGAUUAGCGCUAUAUUACCAAAGAAAUUUUCAAGAUAGGACGUACAAUACGACAACGUAGACUGCCAACACGAUGACGAAUAACCGAGUUUCUAUUUAGAUUUUAGCAUAAAUAUAUAUUAUGGUAAAUCAAGGCUGCCAUUAGAACAUUUUAUUUUAUUGACGGAACGAUAUUUGCACCGGACUAGAGAAACGAGUUUUUAAUUGCUGGAUGCUCAUUUAGCUGUAGUGAGUUGAGUUGUCCGUCCAGUUUUAUACAAUUUUGCAACAAUAUUGUAACUUUUGUAGCAUGUGUAUGUGAGUUAUAAUGUGCGACAUUAUUUUGUCGUGGGCAAUAGUUGUUUCGGAAGAUAACGAGUUAUUAUUCCGGUGGGAACCACAUGGCGACGCGUCGCAUCGCUUCCAACCUAGUACUUAGUACUUAAUGAGCCGGUUAAACUGUUUUUAACUAUGCUGUGAGCAUUUAACGUUAUGGCGCUUGACAAUUUACUGAUAUCUGAAUGUUUGUGAAGAAAUGCUCAGUUUAACAAGACUUGUAUUUUCAAGUCACGAACUGUACUUGAAAUUAGGCACAUAAUACAGAGCUGUAUUAAACGUGAUGUGAAUAGACAAGUAUAGUUUGUGGCUCUGGACAAUAAACAUCGAAGUUACAAUAAAUGUUCUAACUAUUAGUAUACAGAAAACGUUCCUUGAAACAGAACCG
Ostrinia nubilalis (European corn borer) is the source of this 3170-nucleotide messenger RNA. It is a transcript of the gene p130CAS, whose product is annotated as breast cancer anti-estrogen resistance protein 1. Gene Ontology annotation, cellular component: plasma membrane; cytoplasm. Lineage: Eukaryota; Metazoa; Arthropoda; Insecta; Lepidoptera; Crambidae. The record is from RefSeq and is a predicted model, not a curated record. Gene Ontology annotation, molecular function: protein binding. Gene Ontology annotation, biological process: cell surface receptor protein tyrosine kinase signaling pathway; cell migration. The coding region runs from base 111 to 1955 and encodes 614 amino acids. The transcript is spliced from 9 exons.